AUGUCGAAUCCUUAUGAUGAACCUCAAAAACCAUCAUCAGUUCCUCCAGAAUUGGAGAAACCACCAGUUCCACCAUCAAUGGAUAAACCAAAACCUCGUCAUCCAUAUUUAAGAAAACCUUCAAUUAAAAGACCACUUGAUUAUUUAGUUAGAUUAAGUGCAAAUUUAUCAGAUAUAAAACUUCCAUAUUUAGAUGAUACUAUAUCUUCAAAUCAUCCUUCAUUUCAUGAAAAACCUCGUUCUGUAACUGAUGAAUCACGUUUUGAUAAUAAUUCAAGUCAUUACCCUGAUGAUGAUGAUGAAAAUGAUGAAAUAUUUGAUGAUGAUGCUGCAACUGCAGGAAAAUUAAGUUCUACUCUUGAUAGAAAGAAUGAAGAUCAAUUAAGUUAUUAUGAAAAUGAUGAACAACGAGAAAUUGGUGAGAAUGAGAGUAUUUCAGCAUCUACUUUAGCCAUGUCAACUCAUGAAAUGGGUACUAGUAGUAGUCAUCAAAAUUUAAAAAAGAAAAAACAAUAUUAUUAUGAAGCUGAUGCUGGUGAUGGUACUCAUUCAACUGAUCAAUAUGUUACUGGAUUUAGAUUAGUUUUAACACUUUUCAGUUGUAUUGUUUCUUUAUUUUUAGUUGUUUUAGAUCAAACUAUUGUUACUACAAUUAUAAGUGAUGUUGGUAAUUCAUUUAAUGCAUUUGAUAAAAUUGGUUGGUUAACUUCAGGUUAUUUAUUACCAAUGGCUUGUUUAUCUUUAUUAAAUAGUAAAAUUGCUGUUGCAUUUGGAAGAAAAAAUUGUUUAUUAGCAGGAAUUGUUAUUUUCCAAAUUGGUUCAUUAGUAUCAGCAUUAGCUAAAAAUAUGCCAACUUUAAUUGGUGGUAGAGUUAUUCAAGGUAUUGGUGGUGGUACUAUUCAAUCGAUUAUUUCAAUUAUUUUAACUGAAUCAGUUCCAAUUUCAAAAAGAUCUUUAUCUUAUGCUUUGUUAGGAAUUACUUAUUCUUGUAGUUUCUUAGGUCCAAUUGUUGGUGCUGCAAUUUUAACAAACUUAAGUUGGAGAUGGUGUUUUUGGAUUAAUUUACCAAUUGGUGGAGCUGCAUUUGGUAUUCUUUUAUUAGGUUUCAAUCCACCAAAAGUUAAAGGAAAUUUUAAAGAAAGAUUGAAAAAAAUUGAUUAUAUGGGUACAUUUUUAUUAACCACAGGAUUAGUUUUAAUUUUAUUAGCACUUUCAUUUGGAGGGGUUGAAUUUGCUUGGAAAUCAGGUUAUAUUAUUCAAAAUUUCCUUGUUGGAGGAUUUCUGAUUAUUGCAUUUAUAAUAUGGACAUUUAAAUAUUCUCCAAAUCCAAUGAUUUUACCUAUUUUCAUUAAAAAAUUCACCAUUUUAUGUGCUUGUAUUUCUUCAUUUACAAAUUUUGCCGUUUUCAUUGCUUUAAUCACUUAUUUAGCUACUUAUUAUCAAGUUAUAUUCAACAAAUCUGCUUUCAAAUCAUCAAUUGCUAUUUUACCAAUGAUUGUUUCUGUGGUAGUCGCAUCAAUGUUGAAUGGUCCUUUCCUUCGUCGUACUAGAAAUGUUAAAGCUUCCAUGAUGUUAUCUGGUAUCUUAGCACCAGUUGGUUCUGCAUUAUUAUUAUUAUUGAAUAGAAAUUCUAGUAUUCAUGCCCAAAUUGGUUUGCCAAUUCCAGUUGGAGUGUCUAUUGGUUUACAAUUCCAAGCAUCUUUGUUAUCUUCUCAAUUAGAAGUUCCUAAAGAUAUUGAAGGUUCUUUAAUUAUGAUUACGGUGUUUUUAUCAUUUUUGAAAUCUUUAGGUGGUACAUUAUCAGUUAGUUUUGCUCAAUUGGUUUACAACACAUCAGUUAAACUUAAAUUUGAAUCAUUUGUUAAUAAUCUUGAUCAUACUUCUAUUCAAUAUAAAACAUUACUGGUUUUCCAAGCUGAUGAAAUUGUUUCCACUCCAGAUGUAUUAUGGAAUGAUAUUCCUGAUGCAAAUAUUAGAAAUUUGGUAUUGGAUAGAGUUAUCAUGUUUGCAUUGAAGAAUGUUUUUUAUAUGGCAUUGGGAUUUGCCUUUAUUUGUACUAUUGCAUCCUUAUGGACUACAAAUAAAAAAGUUCCAAAAGAUAAAGAUGUUGCACAUAAUGAAGAAGAAAAAGGUGCUGAAUUAACUAGAAAUGGAUCUGUAUUAAAGAGAACAUCAUCAAUUAUUUCUAGAUAUUCUGCAACUACAAUCAUGUCAAAUUCAACUAUGCAUGGAAGUAUGAGUUAUCUUGAUGCACGUAGUCAUAGUCCAACAAAUACUGAAAUUAUAAGUAAAUAUGCUACACCAAAUGCAUCAGAGAGUAAAAUCACUAAACCAACAACAGCACCAACAGUACAUCAAAAUAUUUCCAUGCCUCAAUAUACUAAAACUAACAAAUCUCCUCAAUUACCUCCAAAGGAUAAAUUCACAACGUAUACCCAAGUUAAACCUAAACCUACUUUCAAAUCUAACAACACUACAAAUUCCCCGAGGUAUAACGCUGCUUUUGUUUCCCCAAUAGCAAAGAAGAAGAGGAAUAAAUAA
Messenger RNA from Candida tropicalis MYA-3404, 2541 nucleotides. RefSeq lists its product as uncharacterized. Gene Ontology annotation, molecular function: transmembrane transporter activity. The transcript has a single exon. Gene Ontology annotation, biological process: transmembrane transport. The coding region runs from base 1 to 2541 and encodes 846 amino acids. Lineage: Eukaryota; Fungi; Ascomycota; Pichiomycetes; Serinales; Debaryomycetaceae. Gene Ontology annotation, cellular component: membrane. The record is from RefSeq and is a predicted model, not a curated record.